Drosophila persimilis is the source of this 2637-nucleotide messenger RNA. RefSeq lists its product as uncharacterized. The transcript has 5 exons. NCBI's taxonomy places the organism in Eukaryota, Metazoa, Arthropoda, Insecta, Diptera, Drosophilidae. Gene Ontology annotation, molecular function: monocarboxylic acid transmembrane transporter activity. Gene Ontology annotation, biological process: transmembrane transport; monocarboxylic acid transport. The coding region runs from base 715 to 2511 and encodes 598 amino acids. The record is from RefSeq and is a predicted model, not a curated record.
CCGUACACGCCGUACACGCCGUACACUCUGCUCUACUCUGCUCUGCCUGUGCCUGUGCUGGGUUCGGUUCAGUUCAGUUUAGUUCUCAGUUUUAGUUUAUUUCCUCAGCUGUCGACGACGACGACGACGACGGCGUUUGGGGCGAGAGAACACGGGGCCGCGAUUAGAGGAAUAUUCCGCCAAAUGGCAAUUGGAUUCGGAUCGGGCAUUGCAUUCCCAUUACCCCCGUAGAGUGUGUCGCGAGUCGUGAGUCGCGAGUCGGGCCUACAUAUAUAUAUAUGUAGAUCUAUAGAUCUGUAGAUAUUUUAAAUUCGAGAAAUAGGUGAACCAAGGAGUGGCCCUGCUCUGAGCACAGCUCCCUGCCCAUACGACACCAUUCUGGGCAACCUUGAACUUGGACUGCAUUUCGUGUGUGUCUGUUUCAAUUAGAUGCAGGCAUUCAACCUGUCAUUCAUUCAGUGCGCCAAUCAUUCAGUCAGUCAGUCAAUGCGCUGUAACGCGUGUGACAGAGAGUGUAAAAAUAAAAUAACACCCGAGGCGGAGGCGGAGGCGGAGGCUGAGGCUGAGGCUGACGCUGAGGCAAAGGUAAAGGCAACAGGCAUAAAGCAUUAAGCAUCAAUAGCAACCGAAAUAAAAACUAAAAAUAAUCAUCGUUGCCAAUUUGCGCACUAGCCAAGGAGAGGGCGAAAUACUAUAGAGGAUAUAGCAACAGCAAUGGAAUCCGCUGAGAAGAAGGUCUACCAGAACACCACUCGGCCCCUGGACAAGGCCCCCUCGGCUCGGUACUACAACAGGAACGACAAGAGCGAUCUGGGCGAUGACUUUGUGGCCCCCGAUGGCGGCUGGGCGUGGCUGGUGUGCGUCGCCGCUGGCGUUUCCAAUCUGUCCAUCUAUCCGUGUCUGCAGCAGUUCGGCUUCCUGUUCAGAGAGCGCCUGGGGGACCUGGGCAUGUCCAGCUCUCAGAUCACGGCCAUCAUCAACACGAAUCCGGCGGUGUCCGCCUGCACGGGCCUGCUGAAUGGGCCGAUGUUCCGGCGCUUCACCUUUCGCCAGGUGGCCAUGGCCGGCUCCCUGCUGAUCUCCAGUGGAAUAGUGCUCACAGCCUUCUGUGAGACAUUCGUCGGCUAUAUGGUGGCCUAUGCCCUGCUCUUCGGCUUUGGCAUGGGCAUCAGUGUUUCGGCUUCUUCGCUGGCCAUCAACACGUACUUCCAGAAGAAGCGCCGCAAGGCCGCUGGCUUCUCGUGGACCAUCACGGGCCUGGGUCCCAUCUUCCUGCCGUAUCUGGUCACGUUCCUGCUGACCGUCUACGGCGUCCAGGGCACCGUGCUGCUCUUUGCCGCCAUUUCGCUGCACUCCUUUGUCAGUGCCAUGAUCUACCAGCCGGUGCGGUACCAUGUGAACGGCAGCAGCACGGAGCCGGAGCUGCUGGUGGAGCAGCAGCAGCAAGCGCCGGAGGCGCUGUGCGCCCACUGCGCCUGGCAGCAGAAGCGCGAGCCGGGGGGGAUCUUCUCCAGCCAGUACCUGUGCCAGGACGACGAUGCCCAGCGGCCUGGCUAUGAGAUCUGUGAGCCGGGCACCCCCAUGCUGUCGCGUGCGAACGACGGCUGGUUCGGGUCACGGCCCUCGCUGACCUCGGGACGCCUGCGCUUUCGCACUGUGUCGAGCUCCAAGGAUCUGGAGCAGACGCAGCGCCUGCACUGUCCCAUCAGCGAGGAGCACCAGGGCGACGACGAGUUCCUCAGGCCAAACAACUUUCGCCGGGAGCGCGUCGAGUCCAAUCUGGAGGCGAAGCUCUGCUGCAGGUGCUCCGAGCACCGGGCCAUUGCCCGGGAGGACAACAACAACAAGGAUCCUGACGUGCAGACCAGUCCAGGGGAAAUAGGCUUCCUCCAGAAGGUGGUGACCUUCUUCGACCUGGACCUGCUGCGCGACUUCACCUUCGUGAAUCUCGUUGCGGGGCUGACGAUCAUCAACUUUGGGGAGCUCAACUUCUCCAUCCUGACGCCGUUCAUCCUGGUCGACUUCGGCUUCGAGACCUCCCAGAUCACGCUGGCCAUGUCCCUGCUGGCCGGCCUGGACAUCACCAUGCGCUUCCUGGUGCCCUUCCUGACCGAGAAGAUCCCCUGGGAUAACCGGGUCUUCUUCCUCAUUGGCGUCGUCGGGAUUGCACUGGGCCGCACGGUGGUGGCCUGCACUCGAUCCUACUCCAUGAUCCUGUGCAGCUUCGUGUGGAUUGGGCUGUGCAAGGGCGUGCGCACCAUAUUCUGGCCCCUGAUCAUACCCGGCUACGUGCCGCUGAAUCGACUGCCAGGCGCCUCGGGCCUCCAGCUGCUCAUCUCGGGGCUGUUUACACUCAUCUGCGGACCAUUUGUCGGUCUUGUGCGGGAUCGCUUUAACUAUUCGGUGACCUUGCAUUGUCUCAAUAUGAUGUCCUUUGUGGCCGCCGCCUCCUGGACCCUGGAGGCGCUCAUUCGACGCCAUCGGCGGAAGCAGCGCCUGGAGAAUAGCUGAUCAUCCGUCGGCAUCCCAUCCGGUCCUUCGGCGCUUAAGUUAGAAAAUACUUUCUUUUUUUUUUUGCUAUCUCUAAGAUAAUGUCUUGUAAUACAUUACAAAGUAAAAAGUACAACAUGGUCUAUA